AUGAUUGGCCUUCCCACAGAUGACAAGCCACAGCGCAAAAAAGUGGCGGCGCUUACACUCACCGGAAUCAUAUUCCUUAUUGUGCUCUUUGGCACCAAUUUGUUUGGGUACUUGCGCAUCUUGCUGACUCCAACCAAUGUCAAGGGCGUUUGCCAGCUUGCGGACAUUCGCCGGCCCAAGUCUUUUGAAAAGGACAACAGCACAGUGUUGAAGAUUUUGCACAACGAGGACUUCAAGUUGGCAUCUGUGGACCGCCUUUCCCGGGCUAUCCAAGUGGACACCCAGAUUUUCGAUUCGCCUCCGCCAGUGGACGAAAACCCCGAGUACUGGGAGAAAUUCAAAGCUUUCCAUGCGUAUUUGAAGGAGACGUUUCCUCUUGUGCACGCCAAUUUGGAGCUCGUCAAGGUCAACACCUACGGACUUGUGUACUACUGGAAAGGUUCCGACAAGUCGUUGAAGCCCGUCAUGCUUACAGCACAUCAAGACGUUGUGCCUGUGCAAAAGGACACGUUGGACAAGUGGACGUAUCCACCAUUCGAGGGCCACUUCGACGGCACUUUUGUCUAUGGCCGUGGAGCUAGCGACUGCAAGAACAUUUUGGUGGGGAUUAUGGAAACGUUGGAGCUUUUGUUGGAGCAGGACUUUUCUCCGAAAAGAGGCAUCGUGGCUGCUUUUGGCUUCGACGAGGAGGCUUCGGGCUACAGAGGUGCACUCGAGUUGGGCAAGUACUUGCUUGAAAGAUUUGGCGCCGACGGAAUCUACGCCAUCAUUGACGAGGGAAGCACCCUUAUGCAAGAUGCCAUUACGGGCAGAGUAGUGGCGGCCGUGGGCACUGGCGAAAAGGGAUACAUUGACGUCAAUGUUGGGCUCAGCACACCUGGCGGCCAUUCGUCUGUUCCACCGGAACACACAUCUAUCGGCAUCAUGGGCGAAUUGGCGUAUAUCAUUGAAAAAGACCCCUACGAGGCGAUUUUCACCGACAGAAACCCAAUCUUCGGCUACAUGCAAUGCUUGGCUGUUCAUGCUGGAGACAAGAUGCCCACAGCAUUCCGCAAGUCGAUCUUGCGUGCUGGCUACGACAAAUUGGCCAAUUCCAAAGUGGUGGAGGCUAUUACGAGAUCGCCAGUGACAAAGUACUUGAUCACCACGUCGCAGGCCGAAGACAUUGUCCGUGGUGGAGAAAAGAACAAUGCGUUGCCCGAAAGCGUCCACAUGAUCGUCAACCACCGUGUGUCAAUUGAGACUGAGGUCCAGACGGUCAUGGAUCACUUUGUUGAUCGCGUGGUGAAAGUUGCCAAAAAGCACGGUUUGGGUGUCGAUGCGUGGGGCCAAGAAGUUGUGCCAGCAGGCGACUUGGGCAAAUUUGUUAUUGAAAGCGAUGGCCACAGUCUUGAGGCUGCGCCCGUGAGCCCAACAAAGGGCGAGUCGUGGGACCUUUUGUCGGGAAUCACAAGACACAUCUACGAAGACUUGGUUUUCCCUGAAAACAAAGAGCCUGUGAUUAUUGCUCCUGCCAUCAUGACAGGAAACACCGAUACCCGCCACUACUGGAACUUGACCAAGAACAUUUACCGUUACUCGCCUGUUUUUUACAAGGAUGUCAUGAAAGAAACUCAUGUGCACAGUGUGGACGAGAAGCUGGACAUUGCCAACCACUUGAGAGUAGUUGCGUACUUCUACGAGUAUCUCCAGGCGGCCAGCGAGUAA
Molecule: messenger RNA, 1707 nt
Organism: Clavispora lusitaniae ATCC 42720
Lineage: Eukaryota; Fungi; Ascomycota; Pichiomycetes; Serinales; Metschnikowiaceae
Product: Gly-Xaa carboxypeptidase
Cellular component (GO): fungal-type vacuole lumen
Molecular function (GO): metallocarboxypeptidase activity
Source: RefSeq, a predicted model, not a curated record